AAUCGCGCCGUCCUCGCCAUCAUUAUCCACGGUAGUGGAGGUGGCGGUAGCGGCGACAAGCGGCGGCGAGCGGCGACACAGUGCCACCUCCUCGAUUCUAGGGAAUCGAGCGGUCGGUCGCGGUCGGUCGCGGAGCGCGAAAGGUGCGCGAGAAUGUACGAGAGAGCGGUUCGAAAGUGCGGAUAAAUGUGUCGGUCGCGUUACAAGACGUGAGGCGCGAGCGCGAGAACAGGAGAGAGAGCGAGAGAGAGAAAGAAAAAGCGCGAUAUAUAUAAAAAAAAAGAGAGAGAAAGAGAGACAGAGAGAAAAGAAGAGCGGGAGAGGGAGAAGGCUCGCGAGCGCGCGCGCGCGCGCACGCGGGGGCAUCCGGAGGAGCGCACGGUAGAGCGAGCGAGUUUAUUUUUAGUGGCAGAAGGUGAAGAAGGCGGGCGAAGAGAGCACCGCGCCGAGUGGUAUUAAGCGGCAGCACAGUGGCCCGAUGAAGCGGCGUAUGUGACAUCGGGCUUUCCUCUCUCUUGCCACCGUCGAGAAGAAGAGACACCUCGCAGACAUCUUGCUGCCACCGUCUACGCCGUUGGUCCUCCAUUCGUUUGGAGGCCAGUGGAGCAGCAACGCCAGAGAAUAAUACGAGCUGUGGUAGCCUUGUGGAAGUGUAAUAGUAGUUGGCUUCGGCCAACAGAGGCAACAGAGAUAUCAUGGCGACGAUAGACGGCCGGCCGGCCCAAUAUGGUGUCACGCUUAAGCAACUCCGCGAGCUCAUGGAGCUGCGGGGUCGCGAAGGUGUCAACAAAAUCAAUAGUUACGGUGGUGUGCAGGAGAUUUGUAAAAAGCUGUAUACUUCACCCAAUGAAGGUCUUAGUGGAUCAGUAGCAGACAUACAACAUAGGCGAGAUACAUUUGGUUCCAAUAUGAUACCUCCAAAACCACCAAAAACGUUUUUACAGUUAGUAUGGGAAGCAUUGCAAGAUGUCACGUUAAUCAUCUUAGAAGUAGCAGCAUUGGUUUCAUUAGGUCUUAGCUUUUAUCAUCCAGCUGAUGAUGAAAAACCUUUAAUAGAUGAAGACGAAGCGAAAUAUGGGUGGAUUGAAGGACUCGCUAUAUUGAUUUCUGUAAUUGUGGUGGUCUUAGUGACGGCGUUUAAUGACUACUCCAAGGAGAGGCAGUUUAGGGGUCUUCAAAGUCGGAUAGAGGGAGAGCACAAGUUCUCAGUUAUACGGCAAGGAGAAGUGAAACAAAUUUCUGUGUCUGAUAUUGUUGUUGGUGACAUUUGUCAGAUAAAAUAUGGAGACCUGUUGCCUGCGGACGGUAUUCUUAUACAAAGCAACGAUCUCAAAGUAGAUGAAUCCAGUCUGACUGGAGAGUCAGAUCAUGUAAAGAAAGGGGAAUCGUUUGAUCCUAUGGUACUUUCAGGUACACAUGUGAUGGAGGGUUCUGGAAAAAUGUUAGUUACUGCAGUAGGUGUUAAUUCCCAGGCGGGUAUUAUCUUUACCUUAUUGGGUGCUGCUGUUGAUCAACAGGAGCAAGAAAUCAAGAAAAUGAAGAAAGAGGCUAAAAAGCAGCGGAAGAAGAAGUCAUUACCAGGGAUGCAGUCUAAUCUUGACGUGGUAAAUCAAGGAGAGGAAGCGGUAGAGAUUACCGGGAACAGUCACGUGACCGCAGCCGGUAAGCACGAGGGUGGCGAGAAUCAUCACGCGCCCGCGCCCGCAAGCACCGGGGAGCCCAGCGGGAAGAAGGAGAAGAGUGUUCUGCAAGCCAAGCUAACUAAACUCGCCAUACAGAUCGGUUACGCCGGCUCGACCAUCGCAGUGCUCACCGUCGUCAUUUUAAUCAUACAAUUCUGCGUGACGACCUUUGUCAUCGAGGGCAAGCCGUGGCGAAAUACGUACGCCAACGAUCUGGUGCGGCAUUUGAUCAUCGGUGUCACGGUGCUCGUAGUCGCCGUACCCGAGGGUCUUCCUCUAGCCGUCACUUUGUCACUCGCUUAUUCCGUCAAGAAAAUGAUGAAGGACAACAAUCUGGUACGUCACUUGGACGCCUGCGAGACUAUGGGUAAUGCCACCGCCAUUUGUUCGGACAAGACCGGCACCUUGACUACGAACCGCAUGACCGUGGUACAGUCGUACAUAUGCGAGAAGAUGUGCAAGACGACGCCGAAUUUCUCGGAUAUACCGAGUCACGUCGGUGAACUGAUCGUACAGGCCAUCUCCAUCAAUUCGGCGUACACGUCGCGAAUAAUGGAGUCGCAAGACCCUAGCGAAUUGUCGCUGCAGGUCGGCAACAAAACCGAAUGUGCCUUACUUGGAUUUGUAUUAGCCCUGGGCAAGAAAUAUCAAACCGUGCGGGACGAUUAUCCUGAGGAAACUUUUACGCGGGUGUAUACGUUUAAUAGCGUAAGAAAGAGCAUGUCUACCGUUAUUCCCAGGAAAGGCGGUGGAUAUAGGCUCUUCACCAAGGGCGCUUCCGAGAUCAUCAUGAAGAAAUGUGCCUUUAUAUAUGGUCGCGAAGGUCAUCUGGAGACGUUUACCAGAGAGAUGCAAGAUCGUCUGGUAAAGAACGUGAUCGAACCUAUGGCAUGCAACGGACUGCGCACCAUCUCCAUCGCUUAUCGCGACUUUGUUCCUGGCAAGGCGGAGAUCAAUCAAGUUCACAUCGACAACGAGCCCAAUUGGGACGACGAAGAUAAUCUAGUGAACAAUCUCACCUGCUUGUGCAUUGUCGGUAUCGAAGAUCCGGUGCGUCCUGAAGUACCGGACGCAAUUAGGAAAUGCCAAAAGGCUGGCAUUACCGUGCGCAUGGUGACAGGUGACAAUAUAAACACCGCGCGAUCCAUCGCGCUUAAGUGUGGUAUUUUCAAGCCGAACGAAGACUUCCUCAUUCUCGAGGGUAAGGAAUUUAAUCGCAGGAUUAGAGACAGCCAUGGCGAGGUGCAACAGCAUCUGCUGGAUAAGGUGUGGCCAAAAUUGCGAGUACUAGCUAGGUCGUCGCCCACCGAUAAGUAUACCCUGGUAAAAGGCAUCAUCGACAGUAAAGCGAGUGAGAGUCGCGAGGUCGUGGCUGUUACCGGUGACGGCACGAACGACGGUCCAGCCUUGAAGAAGGCCGACGUCGGCUUCGCCAUGGGCAUCGCCGGCACGGACGUCGCCAAAGAGGCGUCCGACAUUAUACUGACGGACGAUAACUUCUCGUCGAUCGUGAAGGCGGUCAUGUGGGGGAGAAAUGUCUACGAUAGCAUCGCCAAAUUUCUGCAGUUUCAACUAACCGUCAACGUAGUUGCUGUGAUCGUCGCUUUCAUCGGUGCUUGUGCCGUGCAGGACUCGCCGCUCAAGGCAGUACAGAUGUUGUGGGUAAACCUAAUCAUGGACACAUUAGCGUCCCUCGCCUUGGCUACCGAAAUGCCUACGCCCGAUCUACUCCUCCGUAGACCAUACGGUCGCACAAAACCACUCAUUUCCAGGACAAUGAUGAAAAAUAUUCUCGGUCAGGCCUUGUAUCAGUUGAGCGUAAUUUUCACGCUUCUUUUCGCUGGUGACCUGAUGCUCGAUAUCGACACGGGCCGCGGAGUGGCAGCGGCAGGCGGCGGACCCACGCAACACUUCACCGUCAUCUUUAACACGUUCGUCAUGAUGACUCUUUUCAACGAAUUCAACGCCAGGAAAAUUCACGGUCAGCGCAAUGUCUUCCAGGGAAUCUUCACCAACCCCAUCUUCUAUUCGAUUUGGAUCGGCACGUGUUUGUCGCAAGUGGUCAUCAUACAAUAUGGUAAAAUGGCAUUCAGCACCAAAGCGCUCACGUUAGACCAGUGGUUGUGGUGCCUGUUCUUCGGAAUCGGUACGCUAAUAUGGGGCCAAAUAGUUACGACUAUUCCUACACGCCGAAUUCCCAAAAUUCUUUCAUGGGGCCGCGGCCAGCCGGAUGAUAUCGGCGCGAUCAAUCUAGGAGACGAGAAAUACGACCCAGACUCGGAUAAAAAGCCGCGCGCAGGACAAAUUCUAUGGAUCCGUGGUCUAACACGGCUACAGACACAGACGAGCAAUAGAACUCUGGUGCAGAAUGUAUCUGUGACAGGCAGAUCCCCUUCUCAGGAUUACUACAUGCUUCGAGUAAUCAGAGCGUUCAAGUCGACUCUGGAAGAUCUGGAGGAGCGUCGCUCUGUCCAUAGUUUACACAGCUUACACAGUAUGCGCAGUUCACGCAGCCACACCGGGCCCCGACCACUCUCUGACUUCACAUACAUUGACGAAGACCCGACAAACACCACCGCGCAGAACGCCGCCUACAAGUCCUCUAAUAGAAGUGCCGAGCCGAUGAUGAAUCAGGAUUACGAGACAAACUACAGAGGAUCCUCCAGGAUGCAACAGUCCCUCAACAGCCCCGCCUCGCCGUUGUUGCUGAGCGUGACCGGGCCGGCCAACGCGUACAAUCAUCAUUACACCACUACCAAUACCAUCACCGAUAACAAAUUCCCCACUAGUAACGCCCUCAAUCAAGCCCUGAGCCCCAAUCAUAUGGUGCAGACGAGCAGUAAUAGAGACAACACCGGAAAUUCCCUGCUUCUGAGCUCCAACAAUUUGGUUCUACCAGAGUUGACCAAACUCGUGCACGAGACCAGCAUUUAAAGAAUCUUUUCUCUGUUUUCUACAUAUCAUUCCAUCCUCCUCCAUCCCUCUUUAUCUUUUCUUUUUUUUUUUACUAUCGAUUUUAUCAUGUUUGAUUUAUCCAAAGUUUUAUUAUUCAACUUUCCUUUUCCUCAUUUUGUAUCUGUCUGUCUGUCCUUUGAUUCGAUGUCUCUUUCCCUUUGGCACUUUUUUCCUCUACUAUGUAGAGGGACUUGUAUAUAUAUUCCUCCUGCGGUCUCAUAUGCAUCGCGGGAUCUCACUCGAGAUCCUGCAAUCUCGUCUCGCUCGAUCCGUGAGGCGAGGGAGAGUAUCAUGCGUUUUAACUUUGCUCCUUUUCUUCUUUUGGAGUCAAUUAUCAUCCGCCUCUAUUUUCGUCACUUUUUCCCAAGAAUGUACUUACCGCGUAUUUUGCUCGUAUCGGUCAUACCCUCAACUACCUUUUUUUCUCUUUUUCGACUCCUCUCUCUCUUUUUCUCCGCCCCUCUGCCGGAAACUUCUUACCACUCGCUCAACGGGGACGGCGGAUCUGAUCUGAUCUCAAAGAAAUUGCAGCGCGCCGAUUUAAGAUACGCCCGCAUAUACACGAAUAAAGGCGCAACAUUGCGGCCUGCUUCUUAUAUAAAUAAAACCGAAGGCUACCGUGUACUUAACACGCGCGUCGUAUCGUUGGGGUGGGAUGGAAGGCGAGGAAGAGGAGGGACGGUUGCGAAGAGACGGGGAGAUUCUCCGCGAAAUAUCGCGAAUGGUUUGCGAAUGGCACGUUCUUCGUGCAUGGGCUAUACACUGUUGAGUAUGAUAUAUAUAGGGAUCCCGCUUUUUCCUAUCGCUUUUUUCCCGUAUUCGACUAGUGUACCGGAUGAAAGUACUAUUUUCCCCCUUUAGGGUAACAUUCUGGAGUUUGUUGAACGAUGGUGAUAUGGGCUGCGACGCAAUCUCAUAGUAUUAAAAAAAAAAAAUGAAUAUCUAACGAGAGGUCAUUGCACUGCACAGUCAUGCGAAACGAUGUUUUAGAAUAUUUCUUAAAAUAAUUAACGUUAUUCAAUUAAUACGUAAACGAGAUUGAUAUUUGAUGUCAGUGACGUCGCAAACAUUUUUAUUAAUCUUAAGUAGUGCAUUAAUUUUCAAGAGAGUAUUAUCACGGUUUUAUCGAGAGUUUUUUGACAUUAAGAUUUUUUACGUUUCGUUGAAGGGUAAGCCGUUGCAGCCCGCGUAAAUAUAUAUGCGUAAUCUGAUAAUAAUUAUUAAAUGAUUAAAUUUAUUAUUUCUGAAGAAUGACGUUGUAUGCCAAUUCGUACAUGAAAAUAGUAUUUUACCGUAUACUUGACAAAUGUAGACAACGCUUAAGUGCUUGUCCGCUUAUGAAUUAACCUCUCAUACAAUUGUUUACUUUAUAUAUUUAUCUAUUUACUUAUAUAUCUACCUAUUUAUUUAUUUAUCUACUGACCAAUAAUUAGUGAUAAAGAAUAAUUAAAAAUUAAAGCUAAUUAACUCUUCAUGUGCACUUUGACAAAAUUCUGGAAAAUGAGAGAAAUAAGUUACAAAUGAAAAUAAGCUAUACUUGUUUUUUUUUCUUUUUUUUUUAGAAAAAUAAGUAAGUUAUAAUAAUUUUAAUAGUAGUAUUCAAAAUUAUUAUUUCACGUAAAAUUAUUAAGAAUAAAAUAUUUUUUUAUAAAUUAAAAUUUUUUUUCUCUGUCUCUCAUUGUCAUUGUUGCAAUUUUAAAAAAAGUAUCCGAGAAAUUAGUUUGUAUAAAGGAUUUAUUUUUUUUCCGGAUUAUAUAUAGCAUCACUUUUGCUUCAGUGUUCACCAAUUUGAUAGUCAGUUUAAUAAUCACGUGUCACUCGUUUGCUUGCCUGUUUGGGAUUGGAUGUGAGUGUGUCUGUUCGCGCGAUAUAACUAACGACGACUCGACCCAGGUCGUCGAGGAUGAUGAUGAUGUCAGGGACAAUCUACCUCUAUUGAGAUAAAUCCUCGCGAAUUAACACUUGUAACUGCUUUUCGCGAAUGCGACUAACAAAAGACCUUCCAUCCCUGUUCGGAUAAAGAAGACGCGCGUUUCGGCGCCACUCGAGCGAGGGUACGGCUCGAUCGCGAUCGACAAUCGAAAAGGAUAUCGGAGAGAUCUAUUUAUUACAAAUCUUCCCACAUAUAUAUAUAUAUAUAUCACGACGAGAAACGACGUCUUUCCCGUCUUGGGGCUUAAUGUACUUACAUAUGUACUCCACCAUUAUUCCUCAGUCUCUUCUAUACUCACGAUUUUCGUCGUUUUUGUGAGCGGGCUCAGUUCUAUGGUAUCUGAAAUACUAAAAAGUAUUACAAAAUAUUGUAUUUUAAGACUUGAAACUGAAUAGAAAACGCGCGAAAAACUCUUUCGUAAUUUUCGAUUCAGUACGUUAUUUAAUUAUCAAUCAUAAACUAUUUUUUGCCAUAUUUCUUUCCCUUUUAAAUAUAUAAAUUUUAAAAAUUAAUAUCAAAAUUUAUAAUACGUUGAUUGUAUUGAGAAAAGAAUUAUUGUAAAAAUAUGAUGUCAUCAAGAAUAUUUUGAAAGACAUGUUCUUGUUAUUUUAAUAUUUUUUUAUUUAUGUUAUUGCAUUAAACAAAUCUAUUUACACGUGGGACCAAAGGAGAUCACUCCAUGAUAGUUCUGACCCCGGUCACGAGUCCUCCGGCUCGACUUCCCUCUUCUCGAUAUAUCUUUCUUAAUUUUGUGACCAUCCUCAAGUAUCAUUCAUCCCCCUAUCUCUUUCUUUAUCUCUAUCAUCUCCCUAUCUAUUCUUGCCUGUUUUCGAGCAAACCGAAUUCUGCCAGCGAUCCUGACAGAUAGGAUCCGAUCUCCAUCUCCCUCUCUCUUUACCUCUCUUUUUCUCUUUACAUCUCUCGACUGCUCGAGACGAAUCGCGGGGGCUCAGAGUGUUUUGGAAAAGCGUCGUCCGAUAGAGAAACCCGUCCCCACUUUUUUUCGUUCGAGUGAAAAAGAAAAGAAGAAAUAAGACAAAAAGAGAGAAAACGUCUGACGGAAUAUUCUACGGACGGAAGGAAGGAAAUUAAUAAUUGUGACCGCGAAUUAUAUAUAGGACGGUUCGUUACCGAUAUUCUCCUUUGCCGAGCGACAGCGUCGAGUGUGUGAUCGAAGCGGCGAAUAUAUAAGUACGCAGCGACGAUGUCGUUACGGACGGAGAGACGGAGGAGCGCUCUCGCUCUCGAUAUUGUAUAAUGUAAGUUUUAUUCAAUUUUUACGUACACUCUCUAUUUCUCUCUCUCUCUCUCUCUCUUUCUUGUUCGCUUUUCUCAUUUAUUUAUGAAUCUUGUAAAAGUAAAAAUUUAGGACCCGCGACUGUACGAAUUUUUCUCUAACGAACGCGUCGACCGUACAAUCGUCGUCGACCGGCAUUCCAGGGAAUCGUCAACGCGAUUUAAAUUCAUACCCGUGGAAUUGAAAGCGAUGUGUAAUUCCGAUAUAUAUAU
Messenger RNA from Cataglyphis hispanica, 8079 nucleotides. RefSeq names its product plasma membrane calcium-transporting ATPase 3 (gene PMCA). Gene Ontology annotation, cellular component: intracellular membrane-bounded organelle; membrane. The coding region runs from base 696 to 4616 and encodes 1306 amino acids. NCBI's taxonomy places the organism in Eukaryota, Metazoa, Arthropoda, Insecta, Hymenoptera, Formicidae. Gene Ontology annotation, biological process: regulation of cytosolic calcium ion concentration; calcium ion transmembrane transport. Gene Ontology annotation, molecular function: ATP hydrolysis activity; ATP binding; P-type calcium transporter activity. The transcript is spliced from 15 exons. The record is from RefSeq and is a predicted model, not a curated record.